AUGUCGUUCAGCCAGGGCGCCGGUACGGCGGCUCCCUCACCCACGCCAUCCACCUUGUCACAGAUAACCUCGCAGUCGCAGACCAAGAAGCGCUCUCGCCCCGAUGAGAACAUCGUGUACUCACAGCCGAAGUCCACCAGCACCGGUCGGGAGAUUAUGACGCGCGUCGUUUAUGCAUGCGAAUACCUCAGGGAGAAGAACCAUCCACUUCUGUUCUCCGAUGUCUUUAGCCACCUCUCGAUCCAGGUUUACGUCGAAGGCAACCCGCUACCUCAGAUGGCCCCGCAGGGUGGGAGAGACUGGAAUACUAUCCAGAGUAUUCUGCAAAAGCACAAGCAAGUUGACUAUGACCCGAACGGUUUUAACGGCAAAAGCUCCUACCGCUACCGACCCAAGCACAACGUUCGCUCUGCCGAUGAACUUAAGGGCUUUCUACAGCGCCAGACCAACUCUGUCGGCAUCAGGGUUUUGGAGCUCAAAGACGGCUGGCCGGGUGCACUCGACACGAUCAACGAACUCGAGUCCGAAGGAGAGAUACUCGUCACUCACCACCAGAAGACUAACCAGCCUCUACUAGUAUGGGAAAACGACUCGUCAUUAGCUGGUCCCAUGACUCUGAUUCAUUCCAUGGAUGACGAGUUCAAGAGCAUGUGGCUAAACAUCCAGCUACCGCAGAACCCCGACGACUUACGCAGCAGACUAGUAGCCGCGAACUUGAAUCCCACGACUGCUCCAAAGGAGGUCAAGAAGACCAAGCCUAAAGCGAGAAAGAAAACUCAACGGAAGGGCAAGAUUAAUUCCAACAAGCACAUGCUGGAUAUGUUCAGAGAUUAUGCCGAUAAGAAGGCUUAG
Molecule: messenger RNA, 852 nt
Organism: Aplosporella prunicola CBS 121167
Lineage: Eukaryota; Fungi; Ascomycota; Dothideomycetes; Botryosphaeriales; Aplosporellaceae
Exons: 1
Coding region: 1-852 (283 amino acids)
Biological process (GO): transcription initiation at RNA polymerase II promoter
Cellular component (GO): transcription factor TFIIE complex
Source: RefSeq, a predicted model, not a curated record